Alternaria burnsii is the source of this 636-nucleotide messenger RNA. Its product is annotated as ribosomal protein s18. The transcript is spliced from 2 exons. Gene Ontology annotation, cellular component: mitochondrial small ribosomal subunit; ribosome. The coding region runs from base 1 to 636 and encodes 211 amino acids. Gene Ontology annotation, biological process: mitochondrial translation. Lineage: Eukaryota; Fungi; Ascomycota; Dothideomycetes; Pleosporales; Pleosporaceae. The record is from RefSeq and is a predicted model, not a curated record. Gene Ontology annotation, molecular function: structural constituent of ribosome; small ribosomal subunit rRNA binding.
AUGUCCGUGAUGCGAUUACCACUUCGGCCCCUACCCUCGCCAGGCAGAACCUGCAUGCGCUACUUCUCUUCGGCCUCGAAGAAGCAAGAAGACGUCCUCGACAUCCUCAAAACCUCCACCGCCGGCCGCCACCCUUCCAACACCGGUGCCCCAUUCCCUCCGAGUUCCCCAUCCAAGUCCCCGUCCACGCCCCCUCCCACCUCCGCCUUGUCGCGCUUCGCCCGCGGCGCCGGUCUCGACAGCACCACGCCCUCGCGCGAGCUCGCCGAAUCCGAACGCAUAGCCCAGUACCAGCGCCAGAUAUACCGCAAAUGGCAGCCCGGCGACGUGUACUCGCCGCACGACCUCAGCGGGACCGAGCAGAAGAAGUGGAAGUACGGGCGCAAGAAGCCGCAGCAAGAUGCCUUUGAUGUACUGGGCAUCAAUCCCGUCCUGGAGUACAAGAAUUUUACCAUGAUGUCCGAGUACAUGACGGAGAUGGGCCGAAUAAAGCAUUCAAAGGAUACGGGCUUACGGCCUAAGAAUCAGAGGAAGAUUGCCAAGGCGAUACGGAGGGCGGUUGGGCUGGGGCUUAUGCCUAGUGUGCAUAGGCAUCCGUUGGUGUUGAAGAAGAGUUCGCCAACCAGGUUCUUGUAA